Gorilla gorilla gorilla (western lowland gorilla) is the source of this 10886-nucleotide messenger RNA. RefSeq names its product C1q and TNF related 6 (gene C1QTNF6). NCBI's taxonomy places the organism in Eukaryota, Metazoa, Chordata, Mammalia, Primates, Hominidae. The coding region runs from base 8081 to 8860 and encodes 259 amino acids. The transcript has 4 exons. The record is from RefSeq and is a predicted model, not a curated record. Gene Ontology annotation, molecular function: protein binding.
GCGCGGGGCUCUGCCCAGCAGGAGGCGCUCGCGUCUUCCUUUGUUGAAAUUGAUCUCCGCGCUUGAACAAUUAGAUCUGUGACUUGCCACUCACAGCCUACAUAGCGGACGCCAGGAAUCAUUAUGUUUACUGUCCUGUCUCCCUUUUUGACAGGCACACAUUUUAUUUUUUAAAUACAUGAAGCGCGCCGUGCUUUGUGAGCGCUGACUGAAUGUGCCUGUUUUCACACCCUCUCCUGACCCUGGGCUGGAACGUGGGCGAGUGCAGGAUGGUGGCCAGGGGCUUGGCUCUUGGUCAGUAUGUGCCUCAUCUAUCUCGUCUGUAAAAUGGACAGAUGAGGUAACACGUGUGCCUACCUCAGAGCAUUGUUGGAAGGAUUAGAGGAGUCAAGACAUGGAAGGCCCACAGAAUGGUUGGGGAGAAAAGCCAGCUUCUGGAGGUAGGGGAAAGGGUGGGGAGUGGCUGGGGAAGCAGGGCCCGUACCCUGGGUUUCUGCAUUGGGGUUACUCCUUUGCUGCUGGGAGUGAUAGCAGGGUGAUGAGAGCCACCUGGGCCUGCGCUCCUCCUGGUCAUGCUGUUGUCCUGGGUCCCAGGGUGCCUGGGAAAGGGCACACAGCUUUACUGAUGGGUGGCCAGUGGGGAGUGCCCCCAUCGGGCAUUCCACCAGUUGGCUCCGAUGGUCCUGGCCUCCCCAUGUUUAUCUGGCCCAGGGAAACCAAGGCUCAGAGAGGUAAACUUGCCCGAGGUCACACAGCUAGGAGGCGGAGCUGAGUCAUCACCCAGGUUUGUCUGCCCCAGGGCUGGAGCUCUGUUUUCAGGCCACCUGACUAGCUGAGGAGAUCGUCAGAAAGGCUGGGACACCAACAGAUGACGCACAAAUGGAGGAAUUUUCAGGCACGGUCAAAGCUAAUGGGAGGGAAAAUACUGAAGUUUAAUAUUCCAGAGUUCUCUCUUGUCUGCUCUGACUCCUGCCAGCUGCCCUGCACCUAGAGGGAUAGGAGGCUGUUCUCCGGGGCAUUGCAUGGCCGGGAGCCAAAUGAGCUGGCACCAGAACCUGGUGAGUUGCCUGGCUUUUCAGACCUCAGCCUCCUCACCUGUGAACUGGGUUGAACAGCUCUUCUCUGCAGAGGAGCUGUUGAGGGCAGUAUGGAACGAACACUGCCAGGCACACAGUUGGCCCUUGACAAAACCAUUGCUGUGUCCCCAGCCUGUUUCUCCCCAAGUCCCAUUGAUCGUUCUCUCUAUCCCUGUUUCCUCAGAAGGUCAGGUUUUCUAAGCCCGAAGGCUUGGAGCCAGGCAGGAGCUGUCUCCCUCUCCAGUGCUGCCGACUCAACCCUUUUCCCUUAGAAGCUGCAGGGAGGAAGGCUCCCCUUGGCUCCCUCCCUCUGCAGCCCUGGCUCUGCGCCCUGGGAAUGCUGCCUGGGGCAGGGCCACGUAGAGAGCAGGGCCAGUGCAGGCCUUUGGGUGUUCCCAGCGGCCAAAGUCCUUUAGUCUGCUUUCCUUUGGGCCCCCUUGCACCCCUGAAUGGAUGACCUGGGGGAUUCCAAGUCGGUUUGGGAGGGGUGACAGCACAAGGCUGGAGGUUGAGAGAGUCUGGCUGUCAUCCCAGCUUGGACUGCAGUCUGCUCUGUGACCUUUGGGCCAAAGAUAAAUCCUCCCUGGGCCACAGUCUCCCUGCUGGUCAGAUGAAAGAAUCAGAUGAGAUCAUUUCUGAGGAUCUUUCCAGGCUUCAUAUUCUUCUGUUUGAUUAUCCCCCCAAAUAAAUUGGAAAUUGGAGGCCCAAGGAUGAGCCCUGGUUGAGGACGCAGAGCCCAGGGGCCGUCCCAUCCUCCACACUUGGCCCAGCUGUGAGUGGGGGAAUGGGAUUUAGCACCUGAAGCCCCAGAUUUAAAUAUAUCCCCACUCCCCGCCGGGGUCCCCGCACUCCUGCACCUCCCUCCUCCCAGGACGGCCCUGACCUGCAGGCAUUGUUCCCCGCCCAUGCCCAAGCCCCAAGGGAAUUCCAUCGGGUUGGAGAGUCUUCCCUUCUGUAGGGGGCUUUGCUCCUCUCUACCAGUUAUGUGACCUUGGGCAAGUCACUUCACCUGCCUGACCCCAGCUCCCUAGGACUAGUUGAAGUAAUGGAUAUAAACACCCUUUGGGGACCAAAAGCCCCUAGAGAGAUGAGACCUGGCCCAGGCGGUAAGUCCUCAACAAAUGUAGAAUGGGAGGAUGCUGUAAACAAGCCAGCCAAAACCCACCAAAUCCCUUGGUGGAGGAUAAGGGACAUUUGAGACAGUUUUUAUACAGGUGUCUCGGGCCCCAGGAAGCCAGGGCAGAGAGUCUUUGCCAAACUUCCCCCUGCCUAACAAGAAGGAAACUGAGGCAGGACCCUGCCAGACCCAGAGGCAAACAGGCUGCCCUCCUGUGAACUUGUUGGGGGUCAUUUCCACAGGGGAAUAGUUCUAGAAGACCAGGGUGAGUCGGUAACAAUGGCAGAAUUCCAGUCAGAGGAAGAAGACUUUGGUGUAGCUGGGGCUGGAGCAUAGAGGAGCGACUUGGCUGCCGCCCUGGCCCUGUGUCAGAGGUGUUAGAACCAGAGCCACUCCAUCUUGAGUAGGGGCUGGGUAAAAUAGGGCUGAGACCUGCUGGGCUGCAUUCCCAGGAGGUUAGGCAUUUUUAGUCACAGGAUGCGAUGGGAGUCGGCAGGACUGGUAUCAAGAUACAGGUCAUAAAUACCCUGCUGAUAAACAGGAUGCGCUAAACAAGCCGGCCAAAACACACCAAAUCCAAGAUGGUGAUGAAAGUGACCUCUGGUCAUCCUCACUGCUCAUUAUACACUAAUUAUAAUGCAUUAGCAUGCUAAAAGACACUCCUACCAGCACCAUGACAAUUUACAAAUGCCAUGGCAAUGUCCAGAAAUUACCUUAUAUGGUCUAAAAGCGGGAGGAACUCUCAGUUCUGGGGAAAUCUCCUCCCCUUUCUUGUAAAACUGAUUAAUAAUCCACCCUUUGUUUAGCAUAUAAUCAAGAAAUAACCAUAAAAACAGCCAACCAGCAGCCCUCAGGGGUGGUCUGUCUAUGGAGUAGCCAUUCUUUUGUUUCUUUACUUCUCUAUAAACUUGCUUUGACUUCACUCUGUGGACUCACCUCAAAUUCUUUCUUGUGCGAGUCCAGGAACCCUCUCUUUGGGUCUGGAUUGGGACCCCUUUCCAGUACCAUUUUUUUCUGGUGAACCACAAAGGGACGAUACCAGAGAACACCCUCAACCCAAAGGAAAUAGACUACAGCCCCAGUUGGCUGACUUUGGGUAAGUGAGGGAUAUUUUAUUCUGCGUAGUGUAUGGAUUUGGGUUAGGUUCCCUCCUCAGAAAUAGGGGGUUAAAGGCCCCUCUUAGUGAAGGGCAAAGAUGCUUAUCACAUAUUGGGUUAGAGGCCCAACUGAAGAAGGUUGGAGUCCUUAGGGAGUUAGAGGUCCCCCUCGGUUAUGUCCCUUGGUACAGAGAAAUGGAUUAGGCAUUAUGGGAUGUUAACCACUAUUCUCUUUUCAUUAAUCUGCCUUGCACUGUUUGCUGACAGCUGUGAGUGCCAGGAUUAGGCACGUACAGGAUCAUGGGACAUGGGGAGCUUUCUUCUCCCCAAAGGGGGAAACUUUAGAGAUGAUGAGAUUGCUGGAAAAGAUACCUUUGCUACUGACAAGCGACCUCCUGAACUAUUGAUCCAGUGUCAAUGGAAUGGAGGCCUCUGGCCUCCCUGAGCUCCUCAGCUUCUCCACUCCCCGGCAGGCAAUGCUUUUCUUCCUCUCUCCUUUCUCUUUUCUAUCUUUUCUGUCACUCAGGGUGACUCUCCACUCUUCCAUCUUGCCCAGCUACCAUAUGUUGAAACUCCUGGUUGGAGGGCAUUCCACCUCACUUGGAGUGGAUCAAAGAUGACAAGGGCCAUCGGGAGCAAGUUUGAGCCUUGCCAGGUUGAUGUUGGGCACUGAGUGGGGUGGCUAGUGUCCUGGAAUGGAAAAUGUUAAUUUGGUUUCCCCAUGCAGCCUGUUGGACAGCAUCUUACAAAAUUAAGAGGCUUUUGCCUGUGGUUCCAUGAAAUGGAAAAAGACGAUUUUCUUUUGUAACGUGUCUUGGCCCCCAUAGCAAUGGCACAGUAAGCAGGGCCAUCAAAGCCACAGAGAGAAAGGGAACCCAGAAACCUGGCAUGCUGGCAAAGGGUAAGAAUUUCUUACCAGUCAGGCUUCUGGCCUCUCUUGGUGCAAACUGGUUGAAUAAAUGAUAAAAAUCACUGUUUGUCUCUCCUGCAAGGAAUUUGAUUAAUACGAAAAAGAAUUCAUGGGGGCUAGUCUUAAGCUUUAGAGAAUCUGGUGUACUUAGUGCUAUGAAUUUUUCUUUUUGUGUCAAUCUGUCAUAUAAAGAGGUACUGUAGGAUAGAAUGUGGGCCUAGGACCCAUAUAAGCCCAUUAUUCAAGUUGGCCCAGCAAACCCGUCAGUUACAAACUUGGCGGCAGGUCCCUGAAACAAAAACUAGAUGAGGUUUACUGUCUUGUCUUUUUUUUACGUCCUUGCAAGUUUAACCUUGUGACCGUGUGGGAGUACUUUCUCUUAGUCUCCACCAUCCAGACGACAGGAAGCUGGGGCUUCAUGUGAUAGCCCUAAAAAUUGUCCUGAGCAGUUAAAAGCCUUUGCACGCUUGAAAUUGGCUUCUCUAGGCUCCUUCCAGGAAGGAAAACAAAAACUGUCUAGUGCCGUGGCUCAGUAGCUAAGGCUUUGUCUUUUCACACUUGGGGACCCAGGUUCAAUUCCCACCUUAGGGAAUGAGUCCUUUGUGGUUUAAUAUCUAUGUGACCUUUGCCAUUGAUUCAUUCUCUUCUCCAUAAACAGCUUCUGACUUCUCGUUUGAAUUUUCCUUUCUCUGCACUACCCUUGGCGAUUCUAGAUCUCGUAAAAACUGCUUAUCACCUCUUUGAAAAUACCUUGUAUACCUGGGUUAAGUGCUAACCUUAGUUAAGGCUUACCGGUUUCACCUGGGAGGUUACUGUUGGUGAAGUUCAAAAGCCAGAAAUAUUGGCUGUUUGUCCCGGCUAGAGUCUGGUAACAAGAUUUGGUUAAAAGUCAGCUUAAUUAAAAAUGGAUAUCCAAGCUAUACAUAUAUUUAAAAGGCCUUUAUGCUUUUUUUUUCUCUUCUUGGCUCUUAUUUUUCUGAAAAAUUUUUUCUUUUCAGUCGAGUUAAUUUUUUUCCCCAUUUUGUCUUCUUGCCACUCUUGAUGCCCCACCUGAGAGGACCUAAGAUAAAUUUUAAUAGCCUAGGACUUCUCAGGAAAAAAGGAGGUGCUACAGACCCUGUUUUGGGAGAAAUCUCUGUUCUCCUCAUGGACACCCCCGGGAAUUGAAAGCAGAUAGACCACUCUCAAAAUCUAAGGCUCUGCUCUGUUUUGUAUUGUGUUAUCUGACAGUUUUGACUUUUGGGGAUAUCAGAAAUUACUUUGCAUUUUAAGAGAGCUUUUAGCCUUGCUAUGUAAUAACUAUGUGGGAAAUACACUUUUAGGGAUGGCUAAUGGCAGUUUUGUGGGGAUACUUGGCUCUUCGCACCUUUGGAUCAGAAAAGCAUGCUCUUGGCCACCUAGAAAGUAUGGAAGUGUCCCCACCCUCCAUUGAAAGAUAAGACUGCCAUGGGGGAUGGGCUGAUUCCCUCUCUUUGGGAUCCAGGAUCCAAUAUAAAAAUGAAACCCUUAAUUUUGGGGAUCUGUUUUGCCUUCCAGCUGUGCCUGCUUAUUAGCCCUUAGAAACUGCAGGCUUUCCUGGCCCUGUUUCUUGAAGGGCUCCACCCUGAAGUCAGUAAUCCAAUUAAGAAACUUAAAAAUUGGCAAAUGAAAAAUCUUACAACUACUGGAUCUUCUGUCUGUGUAUUUAUAUAUGUUGUGUGUGUGAUGUUGAUAUAUGAAAGAGCUCUGAUUAAUUGGCUUAAAAAUAAUAAGUACUUAAAUCAAAUAUUUUGUCAGAAAAAUAGAAACAUUAAUGCCUUUUGGUUCACAUGACUUUAAUAAUCUUUGGGAAAUAAAGACAGUUUUAAAGAUUAUCAGUAACAUUAAAAUAUCUUCAAACUUUAGACAUUUGGUCUAAAUUAGGCAGGUCAGAUUUUAGGUUUGCUAAAUGCCUCAAGGUCAUAAACUGCAUCAUUGACUUUUGAAAAUUGCCCAGCUUACUUGCUUUGGGGCCAUUAGAUUCUAGGUAAGGCCUGGGGACUUGUCGAGUUAGCCAUGCCCCCAGCUAUGCUGGAAAGAGUCAGACCUUAUCUGCACUUCCGCAGAUAAGGCUGUCCUAGGCUCCACACCUGGAAUAUAAGUAAAACUGCUUACUUACCAGGUUUUUCACCAAAAAAUAAAAGUUGCUAAGAGUUAACAUUGUAAUAUGUUAUAUGUAAUUGAGACCACUAGAGAAACAGUUUUGUAUGCAAGGUGUGUAAGGAAAAUUGAAUAUGCUUUUGGUAAGAAGAUUAUAAGAAAGCAUGGGAAUGUGGACUUUCCCCCUACUUUAGAGGGUUAAAGGAUUGUUUCAAGUUAGGUAGGAUAAAGCUGAAGGUUUGAGCAAGUUGUGGAAGGUUUGUGAAAGAUUAAUCUUGUAAAAGAAAUUCUGUGUGAACUUAUUGGCUUAAAUUAAAGGGAUAUUAUUCAGUUUUUCCAUAAAUUAAAUAUGGAAUAAAAGUAUAACAAGGUUUUCUUAGAGCACUGGUAUACUCUUUAACAAGAAAAUUGUAAAGAGCUAUAAAAGGUUUAUGAGACUCUUACCUCAUGGUCAAACAUUAAAAUUGGAUAGAGUUGUCUAUAAGGCUUUAUUAUGAAUUGGGUUUGACAUUAAUAGUACACAAAUGCAAAGGUAAAAUUUGGCUUUCUCUCUUGAACAAGUUUUUCAUGUAAUAUUGAAAAAUAACUAAAGAUUUUUGUUUGCCUUUUGAAUAAGCUAUAGAAAAAAGAAAGGAAUGAAAAGAGACAGUUUUUUUGGAAAGCUAAGUCUUCCCUUUAUCAGUGAGUAAAGGCUUUUGCCCUUAAAAACAUCUUUGAGUUACCUUUUGGCCAAAUAAAUGACUUAUGGUGACCUGGGAUGCUAUUUUGUAGUAUCAAAUGUUUUAAAUUUUUGAUAUUUGACAAACUUUCCAAAAUCAAAUUCUAAGUUAUGCCUUUUUCUAACCUGAUUAGUCCUUUAGAUAUUAGGUCCCCUAAAGUCCAAAAAUGACAUAUUUGGCUUAUUUGGUACAUUAAAAUAAUACAGGAAGCAUUGUCAAAUAUGAAAUUGUGUUUGGCUUUCUUUGGGCUGUGUUUAUAUAAAUAUGUUAUUGGUAUGUGUUCCAAAAUUAUGGGAAACUCCUAUAAUUCUGAUAUGAACAUUAUCAAUACUAAUGGACAUUAUCAAUAAUAAUUAUAAUUGUUAUGAUGUUAAUUUAUUAUGCGCCACAGAGGUAUCCAAAUUUCCUAGUCAAUGAUAUUAAUUCUUUAACCAUGGCUGCUCUAAGUCUUUCUGUCAUCCAUAGACAAUUGUUGUCUUGCUUUUAUUCUCUUCAAAAGGUGGUUUAUAAUCAGCUAUAGGACUCUGAUGAGUACUCUUAAAUGCAGAGAAAAAGAAAACAGCAUCCAAGACUCUUGGAAAACUAACACAUAUAUAUCAAGCAAAACAGGAAUUAAUUGCAUAGACUGAACUAAUAAAAGACUGAAAUAAUCUUUUAUGACUUUUUGCUUAAAAUGUUGUUGAUCUUUUUGUUUUGUUUUUCAGAGUCAAGAAACCCCCCCUUCUUGAGCUAUUUACAGCUUUUAACAAUUGAGUAAAGUGCGCUCCUAUAAGGAUUAUAAAACAAAGUUUUGUCCAAAAACAAAAUUUGGAAUAUAUUUUUUUCUCUUUACCUGAUUUCUGCAGAAUUUGGAAACUAUUUGACACAAUUGGAGAAACUGGUUAUUUAACAAGGGUUUGACUGGAGUGGCAUGCUUUCAAAUAUAAACAGACUUCUUUAAGGAAUUAAAGUUGACUAAUAGAGCCAAUAAAAGCCUCUUGGAAAAACUGGUCUUGUACCUUGUGUAUGAAGUCCCUGUAUAGGGUUCCUGACCUGUGGUCACCAUGGGGACAGCCGCCCUGGGUCCCCUCUGGGCAGCGCUCCUGCUCUUUCUCCUGAUGUGUGAGAUCCCUAUGGUGGAGCUCACCUUUGACAGAGCUGUGGCCAGCGGCUGCCAACGGUGCUGUGACUCUGAGGACCCCCUGGAUCCUGCCCAUGUGUCCUCAGCCUCUUCCUCCGGCCGCCCCCACGCCCUGCCUGAGAUCAGACCCUACAUUAACAUCACCAUCCUGAAGGGUGACAAAGGGGACCCAGGCCCAAUGGGCCUGCCAGGGCACAUGGGCAGGGAGGGUCCCCAAGGGGAGCCUGGCCCUCAGGGCAGCAAGGGUGACAAGGGGGAGAUGGGCAGCCCCGGCGCCCCGUGCCAGAAGCGCUUCUUCGCCUUCUCAGUGGGCCGCAAGACGGCCCUGCACAGCGGCGAGGACUUCCAGACACUGCUCUUUGAAAGGGUCUUUGUGAACCUUGAUGGGUGCUUUGACAUGGCGACCGGCCAGUUUGCUGCUCCCCUGCGUGGCAUCUACUUCUUCAGCCUCAAUGUGCACAGCUGGAAUUACAAGGAGACGUACGUGCACAUUAUGCACAACCAGAAGGAGGCUGUCAUCCUGUACGCGCAGCCCAGCGAGCGCAGCAUCAUGCAGAGCCAGAGUGUCAUGCUGGACCUGGCCUACGGGGACCGCGUCUGGGUGCGGCUCUUCAAGCGCCAGCGCGAGAACGCCAUCUACAGCAACGACUUCGACACCUACAUCACCUUCAGCGGCCACCUCAUCAAGGCCGAGGACGACUGAGGGCCUCUGGGCCACCCUCCCGGCUGGAGAGCUCAGGUGCUGGUCCCGUCCCCUGCAGGGCUCAGUUUGCACUGCUGUGAAGCAGGAAGGCCAGGGAGGUCCCCGGGGACCUGGCAUUCUGGGGAGAUCCUGCUUCUAUCUUGGCUGCCAUCGUCCCUCCCAGCCUAUUUCUGCUCCUCUCUUCUCUCUUGGACCUAUUUUAAGAAGCUUGCUAACCUAAAUAUUCUAGAACUUUCCCAGCCUCGUAGCCUAGCACUUCUCAAACUUGGAAAUGCAGGCGAAUCACCCGGGGUUCGUGUUAAAUGCAGGUUCUGAUUCAGCAGGUCUGAGUGGGUCCAGGAUUCUGUGUUUCUAACAUGUUCCUGGGUGAUGCUGAUGGGGUCAGUCUAUGAACCACACUGGAGCAACCAGGUUCUAGGACUUUCUCAAUAUUCUAGUACUUUCUGAACAUUCUGGAAUCCUCCCCACAUUCUAGAAUUCUCCCAACUUUUUUUUUUUUUUUUUUGAGAGAGUCUUGCUCUGUUGCCCAGGCUAGAGUGCAGUGGUGCAAUCUCAGUUCACUUCAACCUCUGCCUCCCGGGUUCAAGGGAUUCUUCUGCCUCAGCCUCCCUAGUGGCUGGGAUUACAGGCGCCUGCUACCAUGCCUGGCUAAUUUUUGUAUUUUUAGUAGAGAUGGGGUUUCACCAUAUUGGCCAGGCUGGUCUUGAACUCCUGACUUCAGGUGAUCCACCCGCCUCGGCCUCUCAAAAUGCUGGGAUUACAGGUGUGAGCCACCGUGCCUGGCCAAUUCCAACAUUCUUAAAUUCUCUCAUCCCUCCAGGGCUCCCUGUGCUAUGUUCUCUUUACCCCUUCCCCCUCUUCUCUUGCUCAGGCCUGCACCACUGCAGCCACCGUUCAUUUAUUCAUUCAUUAAACACUGAGCACUCACUCUGUGCCGGGUCCCGGGAAGGGUGAGGGGGUCAGACACAGGCCCUGCCCCUGCCCUCAGUGACUGGCCAGUCCAGCCCAGGCGGGGAGAGAUGUGUACAUAGGUUUUAAAGCAGACCCAGAGCUCAUGGGGGCCUGUGUUCUGGGUGUUCAGGUGCUGCUGGUCCUCCAUUACCCACUGCUCCCCAAGGCUGGUGGGACGGGGUCCUGGUGGCAGGGGCAGGUAUCUCCUUCCCAUUCCUCAUCCACCUGCCCAGUGCUCAUCGUUAAAGCAAACCCCAGGGGGCCUUGGCCAGGUCAAGGGUUCUGUGAGGAGAGGACCCAGGAGUGUGGGGGCAUUUGGGGGGUGAAGGGGCCCCCGAAGAAUGGAACCCACACCCAUAGCUCUCCCCACAGCUGAUACGGCAUCCUGUGAGAAGACCUGCCCUCCUCACUGGGAUCCCCUUCCUGCCUCCUCCCAGGGCUCUGCCAGGGCCUUGCUCAGUCCCUUCCACCAAAGUCAUCUGAACUUCAGUUUCCCCAGGGCCUCCAGCUGCCCUCAGACACUGAUGUCUGUCCCCAGGUGCUCUCUGCCCCUCAUGCCCCUCUCACCGGCCCAGUGCCCCGACUCUCCAGGCUUUAUCAAGGUGCUAAGGCCCGGGUGGGCAGCUCCUCGUCUCAGAGCCCUCCUCCGGCCUGGUGCUGCCUUUACAAACACCUGCAGGAGAAGGGCCACGGAAGCCCCAGGCUUUAGAGCCCUCAGCAGGUCUGGGGAGCUAAAGCAAAGGAGGGACCUCAGGCCUUCCGUUUCUUCUUCCAGGGUGGGGUGGCCUGGUGUCCCCCUAGCCUUCCAAACCCAGGUGGCCUGCCCUUCUCCCCAGAGGGAGGCGGCCUCCGCCCAUUGGUGCUCAUGCAGACUCUGGGGCUGAGGUGCCCUGGGGGGUGAUCUCUGGUGCUCACAGCCGAGGGAGCCGUGGCUCCAUGGCCAGAUGACGGAAACAGGGUCUGACCAAGUGCCAGGAAGACCUGUGCUAUAAACCACCCUGCCUGAUCCUGCCCCUGCCUGACCCCGCCACGCCCUGCUGUCCAGCAUGAUUAAAGAAUGCUGUCUCCUCUUGGC